This is a messenger RNA of Juglans microcarpa x Juglans regia, 2735 nucleotides long. RefSeq lists its product as uncharacterized. NCBI's taxonomy places the organism in Eukaryota, Viridiplantae, Streptophyta, Magnoliopsida, Fagales, Juglandaceae. The record is from RefSeq and is a predicted model, not a curated record. The coding region runs from base 185 to 2620 and encodes 811 amino acids. The transcript has 16 exons.
AAUCACUCUACUGGAGCUUGAUAUAUAUAACCCUUUCAAGGACAGCACCGUGCUCGACGGAGCGAUCGCCUUCUUCGGUUCGGCCAUGUCGAUGAGUGUGACCGACUCAUGAAUUCUGUUCAAUAAAUCCAUUUGCAUAAUAAAAAAAAAAAAUUAGUUUCAGCCAUUUCUCUUCGAAGCAGUAAUGGCUCUGAAAAGCCUGUUGUUAUUGUUAUGCUAUGCUUCGUUCCUCGCGUUGAAUCUACUCGCAAGUCAAUCCGAGUCGGCCGCACAGAAAGCUUUUCGGAGAGAUCCUGGACAUCCUCAGUGGCACCACGGAGCCUUCCACGACGUCCGAGAUACCGUCCGAUCCGAUGUCCGCCGCAUGCUCCAUUCUCGCGCCGAGGUUCCUCUCCAUGUUCCGCUUGAAGUAAAUGUAGUCCUCGUUGGCUUCAAUGGUGAUGGAGGUUACAGGUACACAGUAGAGGUGCACAAAUUGGAAGAGUUUCUGAUGGCCAGCUUCCCGUCCCACAGGCCCUUGUGCAUGGAGACAGGCGAGCCUCUUGAUAUCGAGCAUCUCCUUGUUUAUAAUGUGUUUCCUGCUGGACAGCCGGAACUUAUAGCACUUGAGAAGGCACUGAAAGAGGCCAUGGUCCCUUCUGGAACUGCAAGAGAGAGUGAUUAUGGAAGGGAAGUCCCUUUGUUUGAGGUAGAUGCAACAGCUGUCGAACCAGUAUUUCAGAAGCUAUAUUCCUACAUAUUUGACACGGACAAUGUUCGAUAUUCAGCUGCAGAGAUGGACAGACCUGUGCCGAUUGUAAUAUUCCUUGUCAACUUUGAUAAGGUGAGAAUGGACCCUAGGAAUAAGGAAAUCGACCUCGAUAGUUUUAUGGAUGGAAAGCUUACCCCACUAACAGAGGAAGAUAUAAAAAACCAAGAGGGUCAAUAUAUAUAUCGUUAUCGAUAUAACGGAGGAGGAGCAUCUCAAGUUUGGCUUGGUUCUGGCAGAUUUGUUGUGAUUGACCUCUCAGCUGGCCCAUGCACGUAUGGAAAGAUUGAGACAGAAGAGGGAAGUGUCAGUCCUCGAACACUGCCACGGUUACAACAUGUGAUGUUUCCAAGAGGUUUUGGUCCUGCUAGUGCUCAUUCUACCCAUGAAUUUUUUAUUGGACAACUUGCCUCUUUGAUAUCGACUACAAUUGAACAAGUUAUAGCUCCUGAUGUUAGGUUUGAAACUGUCGAUAUAACAUCAAGGUUGCUUAUACCUAUCAUCGUCCUGCAUAACCAUAAUCGAUACAAUAUUAUGGAUAAAGGUCAUAAUUACAGUAUUAAUAUUGAAGCAAUUGAGGCAGAGGUUAAGAAGGUUGUUCAUGAUGGACAUGAAGUGGUUGUAGUUGGGGGUUCGCAUUCGUUACAUCGCCAUGAAAAGUUGGCUAUUGCUGUUUCAAAAGCAAUGCGAGGCCAUUCCUUGCAAGAAACAAAGACGGAUGGCCGUUUUCAUGUUCAUACCAAGACAUAUCUGGAUGGUGCAAUCCUUAAAGAAGAGAUGGAACGAUCAGCUGAUGUGCUUGCUGCAGGUUUGCUUGAGGUGGCUGAUCCAUCUCUUUCAAGUAAAUUUUUUCUUCGCCAGAACUGGAUGGAUGAAUCUGAGGGGUCAAGUGAUUCCAUAUUAAAGCAUAAACCUCUCUGGGCUACCUAUGACUCAAAACAUGGCAAGAAGAAAAAGAAAACAGAAAAGAAACAAGGGGAUCUCUACCGGACUUAUGGAACAAGAGUAAUUCCUGUCUUUGUACUAUCACUGGCUGAUGUGGAUGCUCACCUUAUGAUGGAAGAUGAGAGUCUUGUAUGGACAAGCAAUGAUGUGGUCAUUGUACUUGAGCAUCAAAGUGAAAAGAUACCUCUGAGUUAUGUUUCAGAAACGCAGAGAAGGCAUGCUAUCCCAUCACAGGCACAGCGCCAUAUAUUGGCUGGGCUUGCUUCUGUUGUGGGUGGGCUGAGUGCUCCAUAUGAGAAGGCUUCACAUGUACAUGAGAGGCCUGUUGUGAAUUGGCUUUGGGCUACUGGUUGUCAUCCAUUCGGACCGUUCUCAAAUACUUCUCAAAUCAGUCAAAUGCUUCAAGAUGUUGCAUUGAGGAACACGAUAUAUGCACGUGUAGAUUCUGCACUUCGCAAAAUUCGUGAAACAUCAGAGGCUGUCCAAGAUUUUGCCUCAGAAUAUCUCAAAACCCCUCUUGGAGAACCAGUCAAAGGCAAGAAAAACAAGUCCACCACUGAGCUGUGGGUCGAGAAAUUUUACAGAAAAACAACUAACCUGCCAGAACCUUUCCCUCAUGAAUUAGUUGAACAUUUAGAGAAAUACUUGGACAGCCUUGAGGAACAGCUUGUUGAUUUGUCUUCCUUGUUGUAUGAUCACCGGUUACAAGAUGCUCAUUUGAACAGUUCAGAAAUGCUACAGAGUUCCUUGUUCACCCAGCAGUAUGUAGAGCACGUGUUGUUCAGUGAAAGGGAAAAGAUGAGAUGCUGCCAAGUUGAGUUCAAAUACCCUGUGCAAUCCUCCCAAACUUACAUCUAUGGGGGCAUUCUUAUUGCCGGAUUCUUUGUAUACUUUCUUGUCAUAUUCUUUUCAUCUCCCGUGCGCUAACUUUAAACCUUUAGCCCUAUAUAGGGAAUACACCGCUCAUGUUUCAAAGCUCGGAUGCUCUUGUAGAAGAAACGCAUAUUUAGAUUCAAAACAAGUUGGAAAAGAAUUUUGAUCA